CUUUUCACUGUAUACAGUUUUUUCUCAUUUAUUUUGUGAAUGUUGUAUGGACGASCRUCGRCAUUAGACCCACAGGGAGUCCGUACUGAAAGAAUGGGAUGAAAUGGUAUUUUGAAAAAUUUCCCACUAKAAARCRCUCCAACAAAACUGUUUGUAUUAUGACAAUGAUAUUUUGGUGCCGUAUGAAAACAGUUCUCCACAUAGCGACCUCGUAAUCGACCUCCCAAGAGUUUCGACUAAUUCCACUGCCAUUUGUCAUUGAACGAUGACAAUUAACUCCCAUUUGUAACUUUGUUAUCGUCUAGAAUGCCAUUUACAGGGCAAAGUGUGCUUCAGCACGUUUCUUUGUAUUCGUUGUCUUGCUUUAUGUUUGAUAUCCGUGUCUUUAUUGCCAUAACUACAUCUUAGUUGUAUGAAUCACGACUCCUAACUACUGCACAACUCGGCGAUAAUUAUUCAUGUGUAUACAUUGUCUCCCGUCGCUCUUCACUCUUGUAUCCUGUGUUUUAUCAGACUGAUGACCUAAGUCGAUCUGCACCCAAGGAGUUUUCUUGAGAUUUCCUAAGUUCAGCUGGAUUUCAAACAGCGCACACGCAUCGCGCGUGUCUGUGACGUCACGAGCGUGUGAUAGUGAUAGAGUAAACUAAAAGUGCAGSUCAUCCAGGAUGUCAAAAAUCUCAACAACUCCAAGCGGACGUUCCUCAAAGUGACACUUGGCGCUCGUCAUUAAGUCAAACCUUGUUUUUAUUCUUGCUUCAUUUCUAGUCGGUCAUUUCACCUUCAAAACAACUACAAGCCGAGACUUAACUGUGUUAAGUUCGAAUCGAGUUCAAAUAGGAGUCUAGAAUGACUCUUGUGUAGAAUUCACAGUAAGCGUGACURGAAGCACUCAUCGCUACUCGUGGCUUAUUCGAAUAUUCGAUCAAAGGAAGGUACAUUAUCAAUACUUGUUGUGGUUUUACAAUGAACUCGACUAACUACACUAACGCUACUCAAAUUCCCGCGAYGAUCUACAGUCAAUUAUACAAGGAGCCYUUUGGAUUAAUGGUAGUUCGCUUAAUUGCSGAAGGAAUCAUCUUCUUUGUUGGUACUGUGGGUAACAUUCUUGUAUGUGUUGUAGUAAUACGUGAACAUCUGAUCAACUCUAUUGCGUACGCUAUGAUCUUUAAUCUCGCUAUCGCAGACCUUGGUAUUCUUCUCUUUAGCUUCCCAUUCGGUCUGAUACGGACGGAAGGGCUGGCUUGGCCGUUAGGCUGGUUUGGCUGCAAGGUGAUUUACCCUCUAAGCGAUAUAUUUCAUGGAGUUUCUAUUGGUUCUAUAACUAUAAUUGCAGUACAUCGUUACCGUGGGAUUGUUGCGGGACGCAGCCCGGAUCCACAACGCUCAUUAAAAUACGCACGCAUCGUAAUCGCAUCGCUGUGGUUUUUAUCGUUCGUUUUUGUUGUSGUGCCAGUUCUGUUAAACAUGGAGUAUGCAAUGAUUCAAGGCGCUCCGCACUGCUAUCCCAAGUUCCCUAAGUGGCUGUACUUUGAAUUGUACCAAAUAGAAUUGUUCAUUCUUACGUACAUUCUACCUAUUGCCAUUAUCUCCUUCACGUACCUCAAGAUACGCGAACGGUUACGGGAAAGUAUCAGACUGCGGCAACGYAUACGUAAGCAAUCUGGCAAUGGUCUCRCCAAAAAAGACAACUUCAAUGAAAAAAACUUCAAAGCGCUUCGCGUGCUCGCYCCGGUUGUUGUGGUGUUUGUGGUGACGAUGUUUCCGUACAAUCUUUAUCGUGUGGUGGAAAUCUUUAUCGACAUGUCUUCCAUUAAGGAAAUGAUUCUAUUCUGGAAGAUGAGCGUGCUUGCGUUUGUGUGCAAUAGUUCCGCGAACCCAGUGAUUUACGCACUCAUGAGUGGAGAUUUCCGCAAGGCUUUUAAAUGGCACCUWAGGUACUGCGUUAGCAAACCAUUGAAUAAAACUAAGAUGUUUUCGCUAUCAGAGAGGUAUACGUCCAUUAAGCCAAAACAGCCCAGAGGUGGUUGUAAGAAGGAAGAUCCAACUAGCAUGGUCCUCGUUUAAACCCCCCCCUACGAGAUUGACGACGUGUGUAAAUUGCAAUGUAGAGAUUGACGACGUGUGUAAAUUGCAAUGUAAUGGUCAUCAUUUAUCGCUACGAAGAAAGCUGUUGAUCUUUCACACACUCUCUCGCAGUAAACGUCUGUAAUGACGUAUAAUAGUAAUUACUUAACAAAAACUUAAUCGAUAAAGGACUAAAGUCAGGUGAACGUGAUGUGCCUAGAGUCUAGUGAAUACCGCACUUUGAACGCCGACAUUUUUAGGUUGUUUCGCUGGUUUUCAGCAAGGAAAGUGCUAACAUGUGAUUGAGAUUUCUCGUGGAUUACUAGUAUAAACCCAUUCACUAAAGAACAUAUCAGGGUAUUAUAACUAUAUCUAGCUGUACUCCUUUGCAAAGUGAUUUAAUAUAUGGAACACCGGUUGUGACACUGAUGAGUUUUACAUGUUUUGUGCGGCGAAGUUCGUAUAGUUCAUUAAAUAGUGGCCUGUACGAGGGGACUGAGCUACCAUGAUAAGUCCUAAUUUAAUGUUUAUCAGAAAAUCCAUCUACAAAGCUGUCAGUAGGGAAACCAAGAAGAUUAAACAAAAAUCCCAUAAAACUACUUCUGUUAUCUUGUCCUACUAGGCACAUACACUCGGUCAACUAGGGUUUUCUUUGAUUCAAACAUCAAUAUCUUCUUCUAUAGCGGCUCUUACUGGGGAAAAGGAAAAAACACUCCCCCGAAAUUCUUAGUUACAAUAGAUUUAAUAUGCCGGCAAGUGAAUUGMGCGCACUGGGCGAUUGGCUUCAUUUUGAUUCCCAGCUAAGUGUGUUUUGCGACCUUUUGUAAAUAAAGAAAAAAUAUUCAAUAACAAUUCUAUGAAUACAAUGCUGUUGUAUAGAUUACUAGCAAAAAUCUUAAGAUUUUUGUAUGUCCACUUAUGAAGUAAAGAACAAAAUCCAGCUGGAUGGCGGCCUUUGGGAAGUAGUUUGAUUAAACAAAAUAUAUAUUAAUAGGUGAAAAGUAAAUUUUUUUUUGUCAGGAUUUUUCUGUUUUAUUCUUUAACAAUACUUAAAAAGUGUAAAGCGAAUUCUCAAUAUAAAAUAGAAUGUGAAAUAAGGGUAAUCACAUAGAAAUAAUUAGAAUACUGAAGUAGAAAAUUCAUCAAAUAUGAAUAGAUAUAGUUAAUGAAACAAAAUCAUGAAAAYAUGACAUGUAAAUAAAUAAAUACAAGGCGAGCCACUUGGUUGUUGGCGCCUUUUGAGUCCCAUGAAUCAUGUUCAUUGCUGUUUUGUGUCAAGAAGCAUUUUCUAAAAUAAGAUGGUUUAUCUAUCCAUCUAUCAGGCUUAUAUUGUAACGAAGGAUAAUAUUCUUGAAAUGCCAAGGAUGGAUUCUUGACUUGGCGUCAAUAAGAUCUUAGAAAUACAAGUGACACGAUCUUAAAACAGUAGAUAACGGAAAAAAACUUAAACUUGGAAUCGGUGCAUUGUAGAAUGAAAUGACGCGCAAAGAAAGAUGAACCGAAUCGGUUUUGAAAAUGAGCAUGAAAUUCAUCCUAAAAUAAGUAAUUAACGGAAUAUCUUUCAGAGAAAGGUUAUUAAUCAUAAAACCAUGAAACAAGCGAAAAAAUUGCGAAAAAGGAAAAAAAGCUGAAAUACUGAAAUUCGAAUGUCAAAAAUGGCAUUUUCAAAUAUUGUACUUCUUUUUGAUAAUUGAACAAAAUGUUUAUUUCCAAAUCAUUCUUUUUUAAUUGCUCUAUAUGAUGAAAGGUUUYAUUUGUGUUCGUAAGGUGUGGAUGUAGACGCGCGGUGGUUUUUACAGGGAUAUUUUGUUUGGCGGUCAUAUCUGCAAAUGUUUAAGACGCGUAUUUUAUGGGAUUACCGCGAAUACGAGAUAUUAAUUGAAAUUUGGUCGAUUUACUCAUUUAGAGGUUUGAAAUGAAAACUAAUAUAUGGGUAAAGGAAAAUAAUUAAGAGACUUAAGAAUGCAGUUGGGUUAUGCUUUGAUGGGUUUAAUCUUARAUAUAUUACCAAAACAUGAAAAAAUGUCAGAUGAAAACGAGAAAAAUAUAGAUAUCAUUGUGGGAAGAAAUAGUCUAGAUAUAAGCUAUUAAAGAUCCAAAGCUACCGAAUAUAGAAGCAUCGUAAUGUUCGAGAACAAAAAUCCACCAUAUAUGAUAGUUUUGAUGAUCUAAUCUUCUAAAAUGCUUGUGGAACAACACAGCCAAAUAGUCUAGGAUAGCAAUCAAAGAUUUAAAAUCACAUAUACAUAGUGUGUUAGUGAUAGAUGGUUGGUAGAAAUCGCUAUUCUACAGAUAAUUUCUAGAUUAUCACAGAAACAUUGCAGGUGUAGCGGAKAAAACUGCAACUCCCAGCCCCCAUGCGCAACAUAACAUCAAAUCCGGGUAUAGCGUAAUAUCAAUCUAACGUUAAUAAAAGGCUUCAUUUCCCCUUCGAAAUGAUACAACACAAUCACAAGAAACAAUCGUGUUAUACUCUAUUUAUUUCUAAUAUAUAAAGUUAUUUUCGUGACUCAAUGAUUUAAGUGCAUGCCUGACAAACUGAUCAUGUUUAAUCUCGUAAAGAUGGAUAAAACACAGGCUUUAUUUGUUCACUGACUAUUUUGCUACCAACAAACCCUAACCGCAAUUCAAACUACAGACAAAGAUUUCCACAGAUUUCGUGUUUAUUUAUUUGGGCAAAUUCCCGGCUUUUGAUAAUUGCUAUUCUGGGUUGCUAUGGCUUGAGGAGUUUAUUCUUUUUUUAAACGAAACAUAUAGGACCAUGGUUAUUGCUGCUAUGGAUAAUUGCUGGAUGGUAUAUUGAGCGUGAUAUUACCAUGUAUUACUAGAUGAGGGUUAUAUCGUAAAUGAAUAAGGUUUUUGUAUGCUAAUAAUGAUAUACAAAUCUGUACAUACAGUUUAAGCCAUGUUUAUUGUGGAUAAUUGUUGGAUGGUGUUUAGCGUGAUAUUACCAUGUAUUACUAGAUCAGGUUUAGGGUGAUAUAUCCUAAAUGAAUAAGGUUUUUGUAUGCAAUAAUAUCCGUAAAUAGUAAAAUUCCGUACAUAAAG
This is a messenger RNA of Exaiptasia diaphana, 5112 nucleotides long. RefSeq names its product galanin receptor type 1. NCBI's taxonomy places the organism in Eukaryota, Metazoa, Cnidaria, Anthozoa, Actiniaria, Aiptasiidae. The record is from RefSeq and is a predicted model, not a curated record. The transcript is spliced from 2 exons. Gene Ontology annotation, cellular component: membrane. Gene Ontology annotation, molecular function: G protein-coupled receptor activity. Gene Ontology annotation, biological process: G protein-coupled receptor signaling pathway. The coding region runs from base 964 to 2064 and encodes 366 amino acids.